This is a messenger RNA of Candidozyma auris, 1365 nucleotides long. Its product is annotated as rRNA (cytosine-C5-)-methyltransferase RCM1. Gene Ontology annotation, cellular component: nucleolus. The record is from RefSeq and is a predicted model, not a curated record. NCBI's taxonomy places the organism in Eukaryota, Fungi, Ascomycota, Pichiomycetes, Serinales, Metschnikowiaceae. The transcript has a single exon. Gene Ontology annotation, molecular function: methyltransferase activity. Bases 1 to 1365 code for a protein of 454 amino acids. Gene Ontology annotation, biological process: rRNA base methylation.
AUGAAACUCUACUUCGAAGCAGCCAAGUUCGUCGACAACGAUAAGGGCAGCUUGAAAAACCGCAUCUUCAAUAGCAAACUUUCCAAUUCACCAAAACAUGUAUACGCUCUCGUCAUCUCCACGCUCAAGUAUAAGGAGCACAUUGACACCAUCAUCAGAAAGUCCCGUCUUAAAGAUGUGCCUCAGCUAAAGAAGCUCAAAGUCUCGGACGCCCUACUAUCACUUCUCGUUCAGGAUUUUCUUUUCUCGCCAAAGGGAAGAAUUCAGCUGGGAAAGCACCCCAUCAAGGAAGCCUUUCUCUUGAACAAGACGAGAAUGCAAGCUGAGCUCACGAAGCUCAAGCUCAAGCAUAAGGUUAAGUCUGUAACCGAGCUACCUUUGAAGGAGGGAUUUGAUGAUGAUGAAACUCCUGUGCGGUGGAUUCGUGUGAACACGUUGAAGACGACUCCCGAAUCCUUGAUGAAGAAUGCUUUCUUUUCUAAAUUGACCGAGGUGGGGUCAAUUGAGGACCUCACGAGUCCAGGGUUGAUUUUCAAGGACAAAAUCAUACACAACCUUUACGGCCUACAUCCAAGGGAGAAAAUCACAAGCACCCAAGCGUACACUCAUGGCGAGAUCAUCAUCCAAGAUCGUGCAUCCUGCUUCCCGGCAGAAAUACUCAAUAACGACCCUUCAGAUGUCCAUGUAAAUGUUAUAGAUGCUACUGCUGCUCCAGGUAACAAAACGACGCAUGCUGCCUCAUUUGUUACCAAGAACGAUGGAUUGGUGUAUGCAUUUGAAAGAGACAGCAAGAGGGUCAAUACACUCAAGAUGAUGUGUCAAAGAGCCACGGGUAAGGGUCGCAAAAAUCUUAUCCAGGUUGUCCAUGCUGAUUUCACCACGGUGAACCCAACAGAUUUUCCAUCUGUCACAGGGAUCAUUGUAGAUCCGUCUUGCAGCGGUUCUGGAAUUUUCGGCAGAGCCAUUGAAGAUGCCAAUGCAAACGAACAAAGUAAGGAGGAGACCGACGAAACCAGACUCCAGAAACUAGCGGGGUUUCAGUUCAAGAUCAUGAAGCAUGCGUUGUCUUUUCCCAAAGCUCAUAAGGUAGUCUACUCCACUUGUUCUAUUCAUCCCCAUGAAAACGAGAGAGUUGUUGUGGAUCUUCUCAGUGACCCUGAGGUGAAAAAGGCAGGGUGGAAGCUUGCGCCAAGAGAUGUUGUCAUUUCGUCGUGGCCAAGACGAGGAUGGGAAGAAGAAUUCACCUCAUUGAGCGAAGAUGGUGAAAUUCGGAAGCAGUACGCUGGAGGAUGCGUGAGAGCUGUACCCAAAGAAGAUGGGGGCAUCGGCUUCUUUGCAGCCUGUUUUGUUCGUGAUAAGCAGUAG